AUGCGAUGCAUUGGUGCUACCAACCCACCUUGUGCUCGUUGCGUGAAAAGUAAUCGGGAAUGCAUUGUCCGCCUUCCAAACCGAAACCAACAUCGAAACCAGCAUCGCUUGUCGACACGACUCGGUUCCAAAUCGCCAGCCGAUCGGCCCCGCCGCAACCCAGAAUCAGAUCUACAAAGCCCAAACCUCGACCAGACUCCGCUGCCAUCCAUCUUUUCUUCCCCACCAAUUACCAUUGCGACCACUGAGAGCGACUACCGGUCUGGCGGCGAUUCUGGCUCCUACGAUGCGAUUUUGUUGAAUGAAGUCCCAGACUCCAUCAUCUUUGAUCUGGUAGAGUUGUGA
Messenger RNA from Penicillium daleae, 345 nucleotides. RefSeq lists its product as uncharacterized. Bases 1 to 345 code for a protein of 114 amino acids. Lineage: Eukaryota; Fungi; Ascomycota; Eurotiomycetes; Eurotiales; Aspergillaceae. The record is from RefSeq and is a predicted model, not a curated record. The transcript has a single exon.